Molecule: messenger RNA, 3824 nt
Organism: Pan troglodytes (chimpanzee)
Lineage: Eukaryota; Metazoa; Chordata; Mammalia; Primates; Hominidae
Gene: AXIN1
Product: axin 1
Exons: 12
Coding region: 411-3143 (910 amino acids)
Biological process (GO): positive regulation of protein kinase activity; negative regulation of canonical Wnt signaling pathway; positive regulation of proteasomal ubiquitin-dependent protein catabolic process
Cellular component (GO): nucleus; plasma membrane; beta-catenin destruction complex
Molecular function (GO): I-SMAD binding; beta-catenin binding; ubiquitin protein ligase binding
Source: RefSeq, a predicted model, not a curated record
GCCGGCGGGGGCGCUCGGGCCUGGGCUUCGGCGCUCUGGCUCGGGAGGCGAUCGUGGCCGCUGCCGCCGCCAGAGCCGGCCGGAGUCGGCCCGGAGCCGCGUCCACGCGGAGCGGGCGGGUGGGAGCUGGCGGCUGGGCCCCUGCGGCGCCCCCGCGGCCUGCCCCGCGUCCGCCUCCGGGCCGCCGAGCCGCAGCCGCCGAGAUGGGGGCCGCCCCGGGCCGCGCCCCCGCCGGGUCCCGCCCGCCGUGCUGCCGCUGAGCGCAUGGGCCGGGCCGCGCCGCGCCGCUCCGGGAGCCGGGCCCGGGGUCCCGCCACCACCGCGCGCGGGACAGAUUGAUUCACUUUGGAGCUGUAAGUACUGAUGUAUUAGGGUGCAGCGCUCAUUGUUCAUUGACGCAGAGUCCCAAAAUGAAUAUCCAAGAGCAGGGUUUCCCCUUGGACCUCGGAGCAAGUUUCACCGAAGAUGCUCCCCGACCCCCAGUGCCUGGUGAGGAGGGAGAACUGGUGUCCACAGACCCGAGGCCCGCCAGCUACAGUUUCUGCUCCGGGAAAGGUGUUGGCAUUAAAGGUGAGACUUCGACGGCCACUCCGAGGCGCUCGGAUCUGGACCUGGGGUAUGAGCCUGAGGGCAGUGCCUCCCCCACCCCACCAUACUUGAAGUGGGCUGAGUCACUGCACUCCCUGCUGGAUGACCAAGAUGGGAUAAGCCUGUUCAGGACUUUCCUGAAGCAGGAGGGCUGUGCUGACUUGCUGGACUUCUGGUUUGCCUGCACUGGCUUCAGGAAGCUGGAGCCCUGUGACUCGAACGAGGAGAAGAGGCUGAAGCUGGCGAGAGCCAUCUACCGAAAGUACAUUCUUGAUAACAAUGGCAUCGUGUCCCGGCAGACCAAGCCAGCCACCAAGAGCUUCAUAAAGGGCUGCAUCAUGAAGCAGCUGAUCGAUCCUGCCAUGUUUGACCAGGCCCAGACCGAAAUCCAGGCCACUAUGGAGGAAAACACCUAUCCCUCCUUCCUUAAGUCUGAUAUUUAUUUGGAAUAUACGAGGACAGGCUCGGAGAGCCCGAAAGUCUGUAGUGACCAGAGCUCUGGGUCAGGGACAGGGAAGGGCAUAUCUGGAUACCUGCCGACCUUAAAUGAAGAUGAGGAAUGGAAGUGUGACCAGGACAUGGACGAGGACGAUGGCAGAGAUGCUGCUCCUCCCGGAAGACUCCCUCAGAAGCUGCUCCUGGAGACAGCUGCCCCGAGGGUCUCCUGCAGUAGACGGUACAGCGAAGGCAGAGAGUUCAGGUAUGGAUCCUGGCGGGAGCCAGUCAACCCCUAUUAUGUCAAUGCCGGCUAUGCCCUGGCCCCAGCCACCAGUGCCAACGACAGCGAGCAGCAGAGCCUGUCCAGCGAUGCAGACACCCUGUCCCUCACGGACAGCAGUGUGGAUGGGAUCCCCCCAUACAGGAUCCGUAAGCAGCACCGCAGGGAGAUGCAGGAGAGCGUGCAGGUCAAUGGGCGGGUGCCCCUACCUCACAUUCCCCGCACGCACCGGGUGCCGAAGGAGGUCCGCGUGGAGCCUCAGAAGUUCGCGGAGGAGCUCAUCCACCGCCUGGAGGCCGUGCAGCGCACGCGGGAGGCCGAGGAGAAGCUGGAGGAGCGGCUGAAGCGCGUGCGCAUGCCGAGUCCCAGCUCAAGAUGGGAUGUCCCAGCGGCCCCAUGCCAACCUCAGAGGCCCAGAGACCCACCUUGGUCACCUGCAUUGAAGGGGCUUGUGUACCUGAUCCUUUGUGGGUGGCAGGGCCACAAGCUGAGACUGCAGCAGGAGGAGGAAGGUGAGGACGGCGAUCCAUCCUCAGGGCCCCCAGGGCCGUGUCACAAGCUGCCUCCCGCCCCCGCUUGGCACCACUUCCCGCCCCGCUGUGUGGACGUGGGCUGUGCCGGGCUCCGGGAUGCACACGAGGAGAACCCUGAGAGCAUCCUGGACGAGCACGUACAGCGUGUGCUGAGGACACCUGGCCGCCAGUCGCCUGGGCCUGGCCACCGCUCCCCGGACAGUGGGCACGUGGCCAAGAUGCCAGUGGCACUGGGGGGUGCUGCCUCGGGGCACGGGAAGCACGUACCCAAGUCAGGGGCGAAGCUGGACGCGGCCGGCCUGCACCACCACCGACACGUCCACCACCACAUCCACCACAGCACAGCCCGGCCCAAGGAGCAGGUGGAGGCCGAGGCCACCCGCAGGGCCCAGAGCAGCUUCGCCUGGGGCCUGGAACCACACAGCCAUGGGGCAAGGUCCCGAGGCUACUCAGAGAGCGUGGGCGCUGCCCCCAAUGCCAGUGAUGGCCUCGCCCACAGUGGGAAGGUGGGCAUGGCGUGCAAAAGAAAUGCCAAGAAGGCUGAGUCGGGGAAGAGCGCCAGCACCGAGGUGCCAGGUGCCUCGGAGGAUGCGGAGAAGAACCAGAAAAUCAUGCAGUGGAUCAUUGAGGGGGAAAAGGAGAUCAGCAGGCACCGCAGGACCGGCCAUGGGUCUUCGGGGACGAGGAAGCCACAGCCCCACGAGAACUCCAGACCCUUGUCCCUUGAGCACCCCUGGGCCGGCCCUCAGCUCCGGACCUCCGUGCAGCCCUCCCACCUCUUCAUCCAAGACCCCACGAUGCCACCCCACCCGGCUCCCAACCCCCUAACCCAGCUGGAGGAGGCGCGCCGACGUCUGGAGGAGGAAGAAAAGAGAGCCAGCCGAGCACCCUCCAAGCAGAGGUAUGUGCAGGAGGUUAUGCGGCGGGGACGUGCCUGCGUCAGGCCAGCGUGCGCGCCGGUGCUGCACGUGGUACCAGCCGUGUCGGACAUGGAGCUCUCCGAGACAGAGACAAGAUCGCAGAGGAAGGUGGGCGGCGGGAGUGCCCAGCCGUGUGACAGCAUCGUUGUGGCGUACUACUUCUGCGGGGAACCCAUCCCCUACCGCACCCUGGUGAGGGGCCGUGCGGUCACCCUGGGCCAGUUCAAGGAGCUGCUGACCAAAAAGGGCAGCUACAGAUACUACUUCAAGAAGGUGAGCGACGAGUUUGACUGUGGGGUGGUGUUUGAGGAGGUUCGAGAGGACGAGACCGUCCUGCCCGUCUUUGAGGAGAAGAUCAUCGGCAAAGUGGAGAAGGUGGACUGAUGGGCUGGUGGGCUGGCUGCUGCGCCAGGCGAGGCCCUUGGCGGGCACGGGUGUCACGGCCAGGCAGAUGACCUGGUACUCAGGAGCCCGAUGGGGAACAGUGUUGGGUGUGCCACCCAUCCCUGUGGUCUACCCGUGUCUAGAGGCAGGUAGGGGGUCCCUCCAAGUGGUCCACAAGCUUCUGUCCUGCCCCCAAGGAGGCAGCCUGGACCACUCCUCAUAGCAAUACUUGGAGGGCCCAGCCCAAGUGGGGCAGCCGAGGUCCCUGCUGCCAGCUUCAGGUGCCCCCCCCCCCCAUCCCCCAGCACCUCCCUUGGGCACGUGUGCUGAGAUCUACUUUCCCUCUGAGAUUUGCCCACGUACCCUGGCCUGGCUGGGGCCCAGGCCCAGAUGCAGAGGCCUGCAGGGCCUCUGUCAAUUGUACGCACCACCGAGUGCCUUCAACACAGCUAGUCUCUUGCCUGCCACUGUGUGAAUCGGCGACGGAGCACUGCACCUGCCUCCGGCCGCCGGCUGUGCAGUCCCGGGUCCUCCUUUCUGAGGGCCCGUGUAAAUAUGUACAUUUCUCAGGCCAGGGCCAGCAGGGGCUGCCCGAGUCUGUUUUUCAUGCGAUGACACUUGUACAAUUAUCUUUUCAAAGGUACUUGGAUAAUAAUGAAAUAAAACUGUUUUUGAACCUGC